AUGCGAAGGAGAGGUCACAAACCACGACAAGCCAGGGUAAAAUCUGCCUCCCGACGAUCCAAGAAGGCGGCUGAGCUGAAGAGGACAAGGUUGAAUCCUCCCACAACGACUACGACGACAAUCCCACCAGGUAUCACGGGUGUCGCUGCUGCUGAAGAGACUGCUGUGACCAGGAGUGGUGUUGCUGAUUCCAGUGAAGCUGACGAUAGUGAUGGUGGUACAAUCUUGCGUGGGACUGUGUCGCUGAUUGCAAAACUACAACAACAAAUGACGGGGGAUCUGGGGAGCAGCAGAGGGUUCCAGCCAUCUGCCACCCCUGAUCCGCUUUCUCAGAACCUGGGAAACAAAGCGUUAAAGUUCAAGGAGAGAUAUGACCGAGUGGACGAAACACAACAAGGAGUAUCACCAACCAGUCCACCCAGGCCGCGCGAUCACGACACCACGCCAAGAAAUGAGAUUGGUCCUGCACAGGCUAAGCAGGGUAGGGCAGGAAAGCUCGGUGGUCAGGCGGAGCCGAGGGACGCUCAGCGGAAGUUGGACGAGUACCGGGAAAAUCUAGCUCGACAUAUCGAGAGACGAGAGGCUCCUUUGAGAGGUGAGGCUCUCGCCAUACCUGGACCCGUUCGCGUCUCUCCUAUUCAGGAGGAGAUCUCACCACCGGCAAUGUUCCAUUCGUCCGGCUCAGACGUCACCCUGACAUCGUCUACCGAGUCCGGUAAUACCGUUCGAGGAGGAUAUACACCCGGCCCGGUGGCCGGCACGCCUUCCUAUCCGUUUCCUCGCAUGGCUCCUCCAAGUAUGAUACCACCAUCGAUACACCGGCCGUUCACGACGCUCUCGCCAACCGUGCCGCCCAAAGGUCCCCAGCACGGUUUUGAUAUCUUCAAAGGCCAGGACAGCUUUCUUUCGAACCCAUCCACCCCGGCGUCGGCCACCACGUUUCUGCCCCCAGGAUAUUCCCAGUCUACGGGAGAGCAGUAUGAGUUCCCAAGUCCUAACCUUUAUGACCUAACAUUGAUGCUUGCCGCGGAACCGGGACUGGAUGCGUGGUGGAACACGGUGGUGCAGAUCAUGGUUGAUGUGUACAAGGCUGAAAGGGUCACACUGGCUGUUCCAGCAGAUUCAACCGAUAUUGAAAACGUUCCAUGGGGCCAAAAGGCGACUUACAAUGCUCACAGGGAGGAUGUUUUAAGCCUGGGUUAUCUCGCCAAGGGGUCGAGUCUUAUGCCGAGCAGUGUCGACGAUCUUUCCGAAGGCCUUUCCCAUCCUCCAGAGUCACCGACGCAACAGCAGCAACCGCCGGCCCGCCCGGAGUUGCAAAGCAGGCAUUCCUACACUUCAUACGAGGACAGAAAGGAAGCACGCACUGCGGCCAACGAACGAGCGCCCCAGGCUGCCUCUCGACGACCUCAUUUUCUUUCUAGGAGCAAAACAAGUCAUGCGGCUCCCACACUCGAAGUUCAUGACGAUCUUGACGACCACAACACCACUGCUCUGAACCGGCAGGCUCUGGAGGAACACGAUGCAUUGGAGGAACAACAGCAACAGGAUAUUCCAAGCUGGGAGGCGCCCAUUACAGCGCCGAGAAAGGGCAAUGGCAAAAUCUUGAAUGUCCUGCAAGCGCUUGACUACGAGGCCGACCCUUUGAUCGAUCACAAUGGGGUAAUGAGGGUAUUAGAGCGUGGCCGGGUUGUAGCGCUCACGAGGAACUACCCCUAUCUUGCUCCAGGGUCAGCAGAGUACAAAGUGCCAGAGCCCAAAACACCCGCCCGGCCAAAAUCCCCCGAGGGUACCCGCAAAUCUGGGAGAAGGCCUCGAUCUGAUUCUGCCUCCAAGCUUUCGUCGCUUCUCAGUAGCGCUACCACCUUCUCGCCAGCCGUGAACAGAGCUCCCAAAGUCGGGUUGGACAAGAAGGGGUCUGGGGCUGGGUCCCGGAUGGAUGAAGACAGGCCAAAAGCAGCCAACCCACGCUACGAGGAAUAUGAGCAAACUCCGCCAUCACCCUGGUCGCAGUCCCCAGCCCCCUCGCCUGCGGUGCGGGCUGAUCCUAAUGAGAACCCGUUCUUCACCGACGCCAUGGUGGACGAGGACUCUUUCAAUCCUGCCUCUGCUCCUGUGGACUAUACGGACAUAAGGCCGCCCGAAGCGAUCGGGAUGGAUAACUCAUGGACUGUGCUGCACAUUCCCCUGACGCACGUGCUCCUAUCCAAACCGAAUCCGACCUUCAAGCUUGAUCCUUCUCUUAUGGAGCAGAAGAUAUCCUCGCGGAACAGAUCCGGGGAUGCUUCUGCGAUUCCCAAUUCCUCACCGGAAAGACCUCCCAAGGAGAAACACGCGCCAAUCGCCAUCCUAUCGAUUCUGAGCCCCAUCAUCCCGUAUCCUUCCAACUUUCGCCACUCUCUCGACCAUCUCGCCCCCCAUCUCGCCACAUCCUUCUCCUUGUGUCGUCACUACACGAACCUCGAGAUUGAGCUGAAUGGGCUGCAAAAGAGGCGGCCACAAACCGCAGGCUUUGGCGCUCUGGGUCCAGAUGGAAGACCACUUGCCGACCCGACUGCCCUCGCUUCACUGGCGUAUGCCGAGGACGCAACUAGAGGUUCGUUGGCCGGCAGUAUCACCAGUCCAAGUGACUACUCUGGGCCUUCUCGUAGUACGGCUGGCUCACCAGCAGGAACUCCCGGGUGGGAGCCAACGGCAAUGGGAUUGUUGAGGGGUGGACCUACUGCCAGCCCUGCCCCAGUGAACGCAGACAGCUACUUUAGCUCGGUAUCGAAAAUGGGAGCUGGGACUCAGCGUCCUACACGGGACUCGAGAGAGGUUGAGAAGAGAUCAUCAUCGAGACUGUCGGGGGGCAAACAAGAUGCAGCUUUGCUCAGCCCAGGACAGCCUGAGGUGAUCGAUGGUGCCCGUCGAAGCUCGGAAGAAUCCAGGAGGCCGGGUGCCAAAGAGCUCAAGGAUUCCUCCAAUGAGAAAAUCAAUGCGGGGGCGGGGGAUAAGAAACAACAGCUUCCUGGGACUCCAGGGGCAGCCCGUCCCCAUACCCAGCUUCACUCGUACGGUGCCGAUUUUGCGGCUACUUUUCAGUCUCUUCCUCCGAGCUCCACCAUUAGCAGAGGCUCUGGCUCGGUAGCAGCACCUUCGAGGGCCGGGUCGUUGUCCCAGGGCGAGAUGACACCGCCGUCGGACAAGCUAAAAGGUCUCAUCUUGGACUCUUUACCGGCUCACGUCUUUGUCGCUCUCCCGCAAACAGGUGAAAUAGUGUGGGUUAACAGCAGGUUCCUUUCGUAUCGGGGCCAAACAUCUGGCGAUCUAGCGGCCGAUCCCUGGGGGAGCAUACACCCUGACGACCGGGACGAGUAUCUCAAGUUCUGGAGCCAGUCAGUAAGGACAGGUGAGCAGUUUUCGAGAACAGUGCGCAUCCGGCGGUUUGACGGUGCCUAUCGGUGGUUCUACGCCAGGGCUGUCGCCUCCAAGGACAAGAGAGGUGUCAUUAUGCAGUUCCUGGGCUCCUACAUGGACAUUCAUGAUCAACACAUUGCGGAGCUCCGGGCUGCGCGUCAAGAGGAAAUCGAAGUGUCGGAAGCCAAGCAUCGACUGCUCGCCAACCUAAUUCCCCAGAUCAUCUUUACCGCCACCGAAGACGAGGGGAUCACCUUCGCCAACGAACAGUGGCUGUCCUACACGGGCCAAACGUUUGAGGAUGUCCUGGGUCUUGGCUUCAUGGACUUUGUUCAUCCUGACGAUCUUGCAAAGUGCCAAAUCCCCCCGGAGAGGUCACCAAGUCCUCUUUUCAAAAAUGAGAACAAAGGCCACGCGCACUCUAUCUCGAUUGACAGGAUGUCUAUCAAGUCUGCCAAAUCGACAAGGCCCUCGAGCACCGCCCCCGAUGCCAACAUUCGCGGCAUCCACCAGGCGCUGUCCCGACAUAACAGCUCGAGCAGCGGUUCGGUCUACGAGCUCUCGACUGCCAAUCUUACCGAGCUUGCCAGGAAGGGCGUGAUUCGCGUUUCGACCGACAGCAGCGGGCGGCUCUCGUACACCACCGAGAUACGGUUGCGCUCUAAGAGCGGCGAAUACCGGUGGCAUCUCGUACGCUGCGUUGAGAUCGAUAACGUCGACUUUGGUAAUGGUGUCAGUUCCUUCUUUGGGUCGGCCACGGACAUCAACGACUUGAAACUGCUCGAGACGAAGCUGAAGGAGGCUAUGGACUCAAAGAGUCGCUUCCUCAGCAACAUGUCUCACGAGAUCAGGACGCCUCUCAUCGGCAUAUCCGGCAUGGUCAGCUUUUUGCAGGACACGACACUGAACGAAGAGCAGCGCGAUUACACCAACACGAUCCAGACCAGCGCCAACAGCUUGCUGAUGAUUAUCAACGACAUUUUGGACCUGUCCAAGGUGGAUGCGGGGAUGAUGAAGUUGAACUUUGAGUGGUUUCACACCCGGUCGCUGAUCGAGGAUGUGAAUGAGCUGGUGUCGACCAUGGCCAUUGCAAAACGUCUGGAACUCAAUUAUGUUGUGGAAGAGGACGUUCCGGCGUGGGUCAAGGGAGACAAGGUCCGUAUCCGCCAGGUCCUGCUCAAUGUCAUCGGCAAUGCUAUCAAAUUCACCAGUCAGGGGGAGGUUUUCAGUCGGUGCAAAGUCAUCGUCCCUGAGGGUGUCGAGCUUGGGGAAGCUGAGAUUAUGCUGGAGUUUUCUGUGAUUGACACGGGCAGGGGCUUUACCAAGCAGGAGGCUGAGCUGAUCUUCAAGCCCUUCAGUCAGAUCGAUGGAAGCAGCACUAGACAGCACGGCGGAAGCGGACUCGGGCUGGUCAUUUCGCGCCAGCUGGCUGAGCUGCAUGGUGGCACCAUGAACGGCACGGCCGUGCCUGGCAAGGGGUCCACGUUUACGUUCACGGCGAGAUUUGGGCUGCCGACUGACACGGACCAUCCCGAUGGCUCGGCGGUUCCUCAACCGACACCUGGGCUCAUGCGGGAGGUUAGCGUAAGCUCGACAGAGUCUGCCGUGCGGGAUUCCUUCCAGCAUGUGCAGGCCAUCAGCCCGCAGACGACAGACUCGGCAUACAGGUCACCGACCAUGGCUUCUAGUGGCAGCUCGGAGCUUUCCGGAGCCUCUGGUCGGACUCAAACUACCGAGAGGUCGUCGCUAUCUUCUGUCAGCGGACUGGCUCGUUUCAGUGAAGCUGCUCGAGCUAGUGGGCAGGACCUGUCGCAGAUGAAGUUGGAGAUGCCGGCCCACCGGAUAUCUCCAGGUACUACCCCGAUGCCCCUGGACUCGAAACGGUCAAGUGUUGCGGCCAACUAUCGCCCGCCCUUGUACUCUAUCUUGAUCAUCUGCCCACAAACGCACAGCCGGGAGGCGACUACCAAGCACAUUGAGCAGACGCUGCCCAAGGACGUCCCCCAUCAGAUCGUUGCGGUAUCAUCCGUGGAUGAGGCCCGCGGUUUGAUCGGUGGUGAUGAGUCGGUGAAUUUCACGCACAUUGUUGUCAACCUGCCCACGCCUGAAGAUAUCAUCAGUCUGAUGGACAGGAUUUCGGGAUCGAGCAUGCUGGGCAAGACCAGCAUUCUUAUUCUUUCGGACUCGGUCCAGCGACAGGCAGUCAUCAAGCAGGUAGCGGGCACAAAGUAUGACGACAUGCUCUCCGACGGCAAGGUGACGUAUAUCUACAAGCCAGUCAAACCGUCGAGGUUUGCCGUGAUUUUCGACCCGGGCAAGGAGCGUGAUCUGAGUAUUGAUCGGAACCGCUCGACGGCGCAGCAGUUGGUGGAAUUUCAACGACAGAGCUACGUUGAUAUGGAAAGGCGCAUGGGCAACAAGGGAUACAAGGUGCUGCUGGUGGAGGAUAACCCGGUUAAUCAAAAGGUCUUGUCAAAGUAUCUGAAGAGGGUUGGAGUGGAGGUGGAACUGGCGGCGGAUGGGGCCGAGUGCACUGAUAUGGUGUUUGGGAGGGGGAGGGGGUAUUAUUCGUUGAUUCUGUGCGACCUCCACAUGCCCAGAAAAGACGGGUAUCAAGCCUGCAGGGAGAUUAGAGCGUGGGAAAUUCAGCACCUGAUGGAGGACGAGAGGACCGGGAGGAGCUUUGUUCCAACAAACCAGAACUCAAACAACAAGAACAGGACGCUGCCGAUUAUUGCGCUCAGCGCGAAUGUCAUGAGCGACGUACAGGAAAAGUGUGUGGAGGCUGGGUUUAGCGACUAUGUGGCGAAGCCGGUGGAUUUUAUUAAUUUGAGCCAGGCGCUGUCCAAGUUUUUUUGAGGAAGGGAGGGGGGGAAAUAAGGGGAUGAUGGGAUGGGAGUGGAACAAGUUGGAAUUACUAUCAGGAAUUAUUCGAUUACAUUAUGGCAACACACAACAACAAGACAAGGGAAUGGGAGGGUUUUUUUUGGGGGGGGGGGAUCAAUGAUUAUCAUUAGGACAGGGUAUUUAUUUGUCUGGGCUUUUGGGCAGGUUUAGGCAAGGGAGGGAGCGAGGGACAGUUGGUGUAAAACUUUUUUCUUUGUCUUGAGUUUUUUUACAACAGGCAUAUCAUGAUGUUUUGUUUUAUUCGUUCAACCCUUUUUAUUUUUCUGUAUGCGUUUUUUUUUUUUUUUGUGUGUUAUAUGCAUGAUAUCCCAGGGUGUAUUUGGGUUUGGGGGUUUUUAGGGUUUUUAUUUAUGAUUGGUGUUUGUGUUAAUGGGGAGGAGAAGUUAAGAGAAAGGGGGGGUUGGGAAGGGUUCAAUUUCUUAUACGCUUUCUUCUUUUAAUUGUUAUACAUCCAUCCUCACUUACUUGCUUACUCACUUACUUACUUACCUACUUACUUACUCAUCAAUCAUCAUGGUGGAAAGAAAAACAUCGCUUUCAAAAUAAAAAAACGGGCAGGAAUUUGGCAAAAGAAAAGAAAAGGGAUGUACGUACCUAGCAUUAUAGCGUGUUUUUGGUGUGUGUUGAUUAGGAAACAAAGAGAGAUAUGAGCAUUGGGAUUCUGUUUUGAUGGGAUAUUUGUGUGUUUA
Messenger RNA from Podospora pseudopauciseta, 6995 nucleotides. RefSeq lists its product as uncharacterized. Gene Ontology annotation, molecular function: protein binding; phosphorelay sensor kinase activity. The transcript has 2 exons. Gene Ontology annotation, biological process: phosphorelay signal transduction system; phosphorylation. The record is from RefSeq and is a predicted model, not a curated record. NCBI's taxonomy places the organism in Eukaryota, Fungi, Ascomycota, Sordariomycetes, Sordariales, Podosporaceae. The coding region runs from base 1 to 6258 and encodes 2085 amino acids.